AUGCCUAAGCGACCAGCCACUUCGGGUUAUGCUCGACUUGCCCAGGCUGAAGAAGAUGACAGAGACUAUUACGAUGAAUCCGACCAAGAGCGCGACCCAUACAGUGGCCGUCCGCCGCGGACUAUAUCCUCGCCGACCCAGUUUGCCCCCAUCACCGCGCGGGCGCAGAUGCACUCGUCUGGCCCGUCAACACCUCCAGAAUACCGACGGCGGAAUAACGGUUAUACACGUCGUCGAAAGCGCAGCAAUUCCUCCGGAGUAGACAUCAAAGCCAUCAACGCUCGGCUGGAACGAUGGGCUGAGGAAAUAGCCUCCCGCUUCAAGAUCAGCAGAGGGCCCGGCAAGUCAGCGCAGGAUGAGAAGCUCGAAAUCCAUCAUACUGUCUUCCGGCCUCCAGAUGGUCUCCAGCCGUACACCGCCGAGGAACUGGAAACUGAGGAGUACGAGGCUGAACAAAGACGAAACCGCGCCGAGUUCGAGGCCAUCGUUGAGAGCGUUCGCACAGCAAUUGAGCUCGGUGUACACCCCAAAAUGAUUUCGCAAGGAAGUUCUGGUAGCUAUUUCGCGCGUAAUGCCGAAGGCAAAGUGGUUGGUGUCUUUAAGCCCAAGGACGAAGAACCCUAUGCUUCCAGAAACCCAAAGUGGACAAAGUGGUUGCAUAGAAAUCUUUUUCCUUGCUGCUUUGGUAGAGCUUGUCUUAUUCCCAAUUUAUCUUACGUUUCAGAAGCUGCUGCAUCUGUUCUUGAUGCACGAUUACGCACCAAUAUUGUUCCAUAUACAGACGUGGUUUGGCUAUCGUCAAAAUCUUUUCACUAUGAUUUUUGGGAGCGCAGAAAAGCUUGGAGUGGCCGAAGACCUUUACCCCCAAAACCCGGAAGCUUCCAAGUAUUCUUAAAGGGUUACAAGGACGCUACUUUAUUCUUACGAGAGCAUCCCUGGCCUGAUCAGAACAAUUCCGGGUUCAACACUGACGAUGCCCCUAAACGAAAGAAACGACCAUGGAAUGAGGCAUGCCGUCCGUCUGGUAUACAUUCCGAUGACGAAGAUGAAGACUACGACGAACAACGUGCACGUAUGCCAUCACCUCAAAGCGCCGACGGACAGGAAGAGCGAUUUUACUGGAGCGAAACACUCAAACAAAAUUUCCGAGAAGAGUUGGAGAAACUGGUCAUCCUAGAUUACAUCAUGCGAAACACUGACCGUGGACUGGACAAUUGGAUGAUCAGAGUGGAUUGGAAGUCGGAAGAAGUCUCCAUCGUCGCCGAGCCUCCAAAGACUAAUGGUACUGCUCAUGAUGAUGGUGAUGGUGAUCCGGCUCUACCUGCUCGUACUGUGUCUUUAGAUCAACAGAAUUCCAACCGAACUGCGCCAUUGCCGUACCGAAGACACGAAACUAUGGUUGCCACAAGCCGAACUGGUACACCUUCUCAUGCGACAGAGAAGCAAGCAACCAUCAAAGUCGGUGCUAUUGACAAUAGUUUGUCAUGGCCGUGGAAACACCCAGAUGCUUGGCGCAGUUUCCCCUUUGGUUGGCUUUUCCUACCCGUCUCCCUCAUCGGACAACCGUUUUCACAAAAGACCCGAGAUCACUUCCUUCCACUACUUACGUCAACCGCCUGGUGGAGUGGCACUCAGGCAGCUCUGCGGAGAGUCUUUAUUGAAGAUUCUGACUUCAAAGAAAGCAUGUUUGCCCGACAGAUGGCCGUCAUGAAGGGACAAGCCUGGAAUGUCGUGGAAACUCUCAAACAACCUGACCAUGGGCCUUUAGAACUUACUCGUCGCACCCGAGUAUGUGUAUGGGAUGACCUUGUAGACAUCCCCGUCGCUAUUCCCAUGAGGGGCCCAUCUACCGAAGCCCAGAGACAACGUAUGCAAGCAUCUAUGCGGGACGAAGAUGAUCAGGAAAUGGAUAUCAGUGCCGCCAUCUCUGGGAAUAGAGAGCAAGAUCGUGACUUGUUAGGUCUUGGCUCACCAAGCGGUGAACUCCCCAACCCUAAUCGAUUCGAACUAUCUCGUACUCGGGGCUCUGUUGAACUUGGUAGCAUUGGAGAGGCAUCGGAUGAUGUUGGCUACGAUCGACGUAAUAUACAUGACGAAGGCAGAGAUUUAUCCAGGAGUUGGGGUGCUCAGCCUAGUCGACCUCAGGAUUAUAAGGAGUUUACGUCUAGCGGACGUUCGGACCGCUUCAGACAUACACGGCACGGCUCAUUGGCACAACGGCGAGGCAGCAAUGCAUGGUCCUUUUCCGGAGAUGAUCUUGAAGGUGAUUUGGGCUAUGCGGCAGCCGAAGAAAUGGAAGGUCACGAACGGAAGGUUAUUGUUGAGCGUCUUGAAGCAGUCAAGAGCAAGAAUCCUAUAUUCACGUGGUGCUAAUCUACCUUUUUCUCCCUCUUUUUAUUUUCAGAUGCAUUCACCUCUUAUCUCGCAAGAUUUACUUCCUUCACUAUUCGAUUGAACGAGAGGUAAUUUUUUUACUAUUCAACCUUGACGACACUUUUUAAGAAUUGGGGCUGGAAAAGGCAUAACUGUUGUACAUAUAGACACUCUUCUAUGGUGGCUUUACUUUACCUGGUGGGCCAACUUUGCACUGUAACAUAAUAUUGAUGAAAAUGACAGAACGUUGAUGCUACUCGCACAUG
Messenger RNA from Talaromyces stipitatus ATCC 10500, 2639 nucleotides. RefSeq names its product phosphatidylinositol 4-kinase type II subunit alpha, putative. Gene Ontology annotation, molecular function: 1-phosphatidylinositol 4-kinase activity. Gene Ontology annotation, biological process: phosphatidylinositol phosphate biosynthetic process; Golgi organization; endosome organization. NCBI's taxonomy places the organism in Eukaryota, Fungi, Ascomycota, Eurotiomycetes, Eurotiales, Trichocomaceae. The coding region runs from base 1 to 2373 and encodes 790 amino acids. The record is from RefSeq and is a predicted model, not a curated record. The transcript is spliced from 2 exons. Gene Ontology annotation, cellular component: trans-Golgi network; fungal-type vacuole membrane; lysosomal membrane.